CGGGAUUGUGAUGUAGCUCCGGCGGAUGUACCGCCUAGUUUGUGCUACGAGACCUUUCUGAAUUCUUACAGGAAGAAAACAAUAGAGCUGUUUUGGAGUUUAUAUUGAUUCUGUAGUACGAAAUAGGCCUGGACUUCCUCUUGGAGUAAAAUUUGUUCUUUGACAGAAAUAAUCUUUUCGUUUAUUGAGAUAUCUGCCAACUGCAUUGAGAGUCAUGACCGAACAGGAGGCUAAGCCUUCAUCUCAAGAUCUGGGGGACAACAAAAAGGAUGGAGAAUACAUCAAACUUAAAGUUAUUGGACAGGAUAACAGCGAAAUACACUUUAAAGUGAAGAUGACAACACAUUUAAAGAAAUUGAAAGAAUCCUACAGUCAGCGACAGGGUGUUCCAAGGUCUCUCAGGUUUCUUUUUGAAGGUCAAAGAAUUUCGGACCAUCAGACACCAAAAGAGUUGGGAAUGGAAAAUGAAGAUGUCAUUGAAGUUUACCAAGAACAGACUGGCGGACACAUGCAACUGUAGUCUUUAUUCAUGUAUAUUUUUUUUUACCUCUGCAUCACGUUUUUUUAUCCCAACAUAUCCUUGAACUGAAUUCAACAUCCAGCACUACAGACUGGUGUUUCUCCUAGCUUACCAUUUUAAAUUGACUUUUCAUUCUUCCUUGCUGUUUUUGGUUUGUAAACCAUCCAACAAAGGUGCAGUUCAUCAUGUUCUAAUGUUGUUCUUGUCCAGAAAGGAUGCGAGAGCCUCACAAUGUACAAUUAAGUCUUUGGAGUAAGAAAGGUGAAUUCUUCAUUACUGAAGGAAGUGGUAUCCGUUUCUCUUAAAUAGUUGGGUAACAGGUUUUGAACAAAUGCACUGUUUUACUUUUAGGGAUCAAGUAGCCAUUUGUAUAGGUGUGAUCAUAAGUGGGUUCAUAUUGUAAGUUGUACAAAAAAAUUUUGUUCCCUGAUUUACCACAUCAUCUUUUUGGGUCUGUCUGCCUUGACCACACAGGUUUUAUUGUAGUACUGUCUGACUUCACCUUUGAUGUAGACAUUACUUUUUCGAUCACAUAAGUGUACUACUUUGUCCAUUCUACUGCAGUACAUACUACAAUGUUAUUUAAAAAAAAACAUCAUUGGCAACAUCACACCAUGUCUCAUAUGACAUUCCAUAACUUUUUCCCUGUGAAUGUCUUGAAUCUUUUGCCAUAUUUUUUUCUUUCCCUCUUUCACAUUAAUAAAAUUCUUUGUUGCUCAUAAAAUGAAGUAUGGGUCAGCCACUUUAGUUAAUUUUUGACAUUUUCUCCUGCUCAUCAGUAAGGGUGCAACUUUCCUGCUCCAUAUGGUUUAUAGGAUCUGCCAAACCACUCCUUUCUGAACUUAUAGAAUUGAGAUCAGUGUGUGUACAUAGCCUGAUAGCUAUUAAGUCUGCAUAUUGACAGUAUAUCAUUUGUACUUCUGAGUAAGAGAAGCGUUUCACACUUGAUCAUAUCAUCUAGAGCAAGUCUGAGUGACCUAUGAUAAGUUUCCCCAUUUACAAAAUGUCAUGUGGCUGCUUAAUAUGUUCCAUCAAAGUUGUUACUUAUCUAUGUUGCAUACUCAAACUUUAAGCCAUCUUUAUUUCGUUUCACAUAUGUAGUAUCACUACUUCCAUAUGUGUUGCACAUCACUGUUGCCUCUGUUUUGGAGUGCUCUGACCCUCUCACUCUGCAUGUUCCAUUUCUGCAGUUCGCUUCCUUUUUAUACCUUCUAGGCACAGUAAGGAGGUGGAAUGAGCAGCAGGGUUUGGUAACUGCAUAGUAGCUUGGGGUGAUUUUUGUAAGGUGGGCCCUGUCUGUGGGAUGCAUUGAGUUUAGUAUGAUCAUUUCUGAUUAGAUGUUCAUGCUGUAUCUCCCAGUGUUUGCCACUGUCAAGGGGUGUGCUUCCAAUCAUACCUUUGGAAGCAGGAGGCAGCCUUCUGAACUGUGUGUGUGUGUUGGGGGCACAGUAUCCAAAAGCUGUUAAUUUUUUUUUUCUGUUUUGCCCCGACUUUCACAGGCUCUGCAAUUUCCGUUACUCUUAUGUUUUUUCUAAUUAGCCAUCAAGGAUUGGCAUGGUUCUGUUUUGUUGGAAAAAUAUUUAGUAUCCAUAUGUUUUGUAUAAACCAAGCCUGACAUGAUCGUUUGCACAGUGCCCAUGACUUUGAUUGCAAACAUUUGUGGAGGCAGUUUUAAAAAAAAAUAAUUAAAAAAAUAAAAAGCAAAUAUACUGAAGAGUUGAUGUGGAGUAGUCCAUUGGAUUUAACCUUGACUUAAAUACUUGACUUAUUUUUGAUUUUUUUAAGGGGUUGAUUGUAUUCUUUUUGAUAGAUGACAUGUAUGCAUUUAUGUUUCAGAGUUGUACGAUAUGUAAUGCUUUCAGUGCUUUAUGUAACAAUAUGUCACACACAGUGGAUCUCUGUGUGGUGCAGUUUCUGUUCUUUCUCCACAAGCUAGUGCAGAGUUGUAUAUUGUAUAAUCUAGAGGGGAGAAAUGAAAGCCAGAACACAUGGCAUGAGUGACAUUUUGUAACAGAAUUAGAAAGCAAAUGCCACUUGUUGAGCAUUCAAGAUGAGAGAUAAUUAUGGGUAGACUAUUGUAGUAGUGGUAGUCCAAUGUAAAACAUCUAAGUUACACAUCAUCUAGUGUUUAUUUUAGUAUGUGUUAAGUUCCUUGAAUUGUACAAUAAUUCUGGGGAAACCAUUUCUAAGGAGGUGUUUUUUACCCAUUGUUCUGUUGUAAAUGUCCUCAUGAACAAGUUAAUUUUUAAAUGA
Molecule: messenger RNA, 2773 nt
Organism: Protopterus annectens (West African lungfish)
Lineage: Eukaryota; Metazoa; Chordata; Ceratodontiformes; Protopteridae
Gene: SUMO1
Product: small ubiquitin like modifier 1
Biological process (GO): protein sumoylation
Cellular component (GO): PML body; nucleus
Molecular function (GO): protein tag activity; ubiquitin-like protein ligase binding
Source: RefSeq, a predicted model, not a curated record